CCUUCUGCGGCACAUUUCAAGCUCGUCUCUCUCGCACUCUCUCUCUCUCUCUCUCUCUCGUGCGAUUAUAUUUUUCUAAUUAGGGUUUGGAACGAAGCCCCAACCGCCAUUAGAGCUCCUUUGGAAGCUCCAAACUCUCUCCCCUACUCUCCUUGCCGUAUUCCACUGGUAGGGAAUCGAUUUGCGGAGACCAGUUACGCUCCUCUCCCUCUUUUCCUCUUCUUCUCUUCGGCGUUCUAGGGUUUUCUAUCGAUUGAGGAACUAAGCCCUAUCGCAUUCGUCUUCGGGGGGGAUACUCGGCUCCGUUCUCGGAGGAGAAAGUAGCGUUUCAUCGGUGUCAAAAGCGGUGAGCUUUACCUAUUAUUGUAUAGGAAAUUUGUGAAAAGGAGGGUUUUUGUGGCUCCUUUGAGUUUGAUUCGUAUACUGAGCAGAGUUUGGAUUAGGUUUGUUGAGGAGAUUAGGAGCCACGAUGAGCGAGCGGAGGGAUAACAUGGGACCGGAGAAGGAGACACCCGGUGAUAAGCCGGUAGAUGCUGAAGUUAAAGAAGAGGGUGCCCAAUCUUUGGUUGAGAACCCUGUAGAUAAGGAAAUCCCUCAGAUUGAAACCGAGCCUAAUCCCAAAAAUAGCUCGGAGUCAGUAGAGAAUCCUGUUGAGUUUGCUCCUGCUGAAGAGACCGCCAAAGACGCCGAAAUGAAGCGGAUUGAUGAUAGGUCUGAUCCGAACUGCUUAUCCGAUGUGAAAACUGAAGAGGAUAGGGAGAUGGUCGACGCCCAAUUGGAGAAUGGAAGUGGAUCAUUACCAGUGGUUGUGAAGGAAGCUCCUCAAUCAGAAGAUGCUCAAUUGGAAGUCACGCCAGUGAAAGAGGAAGAUAAUGGCGGAGGAGGAGGGGGAGGAGACCAGUCGGCGCCUUCAGAGGGUGCUACCCAUUCUUUCACGUUCGAGCAUUUCCUGGAUGGUGAGGACUCUGGAAGCGAGGAGGAGCAGUCGGCUUUCAUGAGGGAGCUGGAGAAUUUCUUUAAAGAGAGGAGCAUGGAGUUCAAGCCGCCAAAGUUCUACGGGGAAGGGCUGAAUUGCCUUAAGUUGUGGAGACAGGUGACUAGAUUGGGUGGUUAUGACCAGGUGACAUCGUGCAAACUAUGGCGGCAAGUGGGAGAGUCCUUCAAGCCUCCGAAGACCUGUACAACUGUCUCCUGGACUUUCCGAGGUUUCUAUGAGAAGGCACUUCUUGAGUACGAGAAACAUAAAAUUCAAACUGGCGAGCUCCAAGUACCUGCUCCUAAUCUCACGAAUCCCAUAGGCAUUGACACCAAGGUGGGCGUCGAUCAAUCAUCAGGCUCAGGGAGAGCCAGAAGGGAUGCUGCUGCUCGUGCUAUGCAGGGAUGGCAUUCUCAGCGCUUAUUGGGUAAUGGCGAGGUUGCAGACCCAAUCAUUAAGGACAAGAGCUCUGUUUCUUUUCUGAAGCGGGAUAAGAAUCUUAAAAGUUCAGGGUCACCGAAGCGGAAAAAAGCAUCAAGCCUGGAGCGCAGUGAUAAAGUUGCACGAGCAAAAGCUGAUAAGCAACAAGUUGAUUCAAUGGUUGUUGAUAUUGGGCCUCCUGCUGAUUGGGUGAAGAUAAAUGUGCGGAAAACUAAAGAUUGUUUCGAAGUCUAUGCUUUAGUUCCUGGUCUUUUGCGUGAAGAGGUGCAAGUUCAAUCAGAUCCAGCCGGCCGACUGAUUAUUUCGGGCGAGCCAGAACAGCCCGACAAUCCAUGGGGCAUCACCCCCUUCAAGAAGGUCGUCAACUUGCCCUCGCGCAUCGACCCGCAUCAAACUUCGGCAGUCGUUACUUUGCACGGACAGUUAUUCGUGCGUGCGCCAUUUGAGCAGUCAUGACCUGACCCUGUUGCAUAUCUAUGACGAAAGUGCACAGCUUUAAGCAUUCGCACUCUUGUCCCCUCGUCAGUCUUAGCUUUUUACGGGUCGGAACUUAUUCUGGGCGUGACACAUAGAAACUCAAGUUUGUGCAGAAAUUAGCUUUACCUAAGAAGCUUGUUUAGGCUAACUCUUACUAUUAUCUUGUCUUUAGACUAAAAUCUUGCUGCUGCUGCUGCUGCUAAUAUAAGUUGCAUGAGACUGAAGAGACUGAAGAGAAAAUAGACAAUAUCUAGAUAGCUUAGGUAGAUGUAGUUGUCCGACUGUAGAUGAUGAAGUUGUCUGAGUGAAGUUAAAAGGAUGUCACUUUGUAUUUUGCGUUGACAGUAUGAUACUUCAGUAAAUUAUUAACUUUUGGUGUUAUCCACGAUGAUGAGCCGGUUCUUC
Messenger RNA from Ananas comosus (pineapple), 2299 nucleotides. Its product is annotated as AT-rich interactive domain-containing protein 3-like. The record is from RefSeq and is a predicted model, not a curated record. The transcript has 12 exons. Gene Ontology annotation, biological process: regulation of transcription by RNA polymerase II. Gene Ontology annotation, molecular function: DNA binding. The coding region runs from base 470 to 1873 and encodes 467 amino acids. NCBI's taxonomy places the organism in Eukaryota, Viridiplantae, Streptophyta, Magnoliopsida, Poales, Bromeliaceae. Gene Ontology annotation, cellular component: nucleus.